Trematosphaeria pertusa is the source of this 753-nucleotide messenger RNA. RefSeq lists its product as uncharacterized. The transcript has a single exon. The annotation marks the transcript as partial. Lineage: Eukaryota; Fungi; Ascomycota; Dothideomycetes; Pleosporales; Trematosphaeriaceae. The record is from RefSeq and is a predicted model, not a curated record.
UGCUCCAUGUGUGACGAGCCCGCGACAAGCGCAUGCAAGGAAUGCCGCUGUAGCCGCUACUGCUCCAAGGACUGCCAAAAGCUCGACUGGCCAAUCCACAAACUGCUCUGCAAGACCUUUUCGGACUUCCACCCCAACAACGCCCCAGGUCCAGACUUCUACCGCGCCAUCUUCUUCCCCGAGCAAGGACCGCGUCCGCGCUGGAUAUGGCUCAAGCUCCAGGAGAGCCCUAGCGGAAUUAGAAUCCACUUCAACGGCGUCCCGGUCGAUCAGCCUCUCGUCACGGUGGGCGGUCGCAUUAAAAACCGCGUUCUCGAUCGCGACCACGAGCGGAUUAACAUGCUGGGCUGCUUGAACGAGCGGAGGAAACUCACCGGAAUGGGGAACAAGAGCCUGGACGCCAUCGGCGAGGAACUGUCCAAUGGUAUGAGGGGCCCGCUUCUAUACCAUGGCUGGUGCGAUCACCUGGACACCAUGAGCUUCCGGCACAUAGUCGAUGACAUGCGGCUGGAAGUGGAAAUCGUCUCGCGGGAUCACAUGGAGAAGAUCGAAGGCGAGACCGUACAAGCCGUGCGGCUGAACUGCGAGGGCGAUACGGCGAUCUGUGGACGCCCACAGGUAGAGGCGGUGAAAGCUAGUCCGGGCAUCUUCAGCGAAGGCUACCUCCCUCAGAUACCCGUCGCAGCGAAGCUCGGGAUACCGCUUCGUCUUGUAGGAGUACAGCAUGCGGCUGUGUGGCGGGACCGAACGUUC